AUGGCCGAAUCUCUCGCGAGAAUGUCCAACCACUCGACAACCGAGGCCACGAAUGGUGACUCGGAGCAGAAUGGAUCCAACGGAUUCGGUGACCAUAUGCCCCUGAUCGACGAUGAGCAGGAUAGGCUGGAACCGAUUGCUGUCAUCGGACUGGGGGUCAAAUUGCCUCAAGAUGCUUCCUCGCAGGAGUCGUUCUGGCAGAUGUUGCUGGAUGGGCGAUCCGCCAUGACGGAAGUUCCGAAGAACAGGAUGAACAUCGACGCUUAUUAUCACCCAGACAAGCGGCAUGUCGGCACGAUGAAUAUCAGAGGCGGUCACUUCAUUAAAGAAGAUAUCGAGUGCUUCGAUGCCCCCUUUUUUUCCAUGAACCCCAUGGAGGCUGCGUCCCUGGACCCCCAACAACGAUGCCUGUUGGAGACCACUUAUCAAGCCCUAGAGAAUGCUGGCAUUCCUCUUGAAAAGGCGAUGGGCUCGAAUACCUCCGUCCACGUCGGGUCUUUCCACCAUGACCAUGAGCUGCUCAUCAGCCGCGACGCGGAAAUGCAGGUUCCGUACAAGAACACAGGUACUCUGCAGGCCCUUCUGGCCAACCGCUUGAGCUGGUUUUACAAUUUCACGGGCCCAAGUAUCACUCUGGACACAGCUUGUUCGAGCACGUUGCACGCUCUACACUUAUCUUGUCAGAGCCUGCGCCUUCGAGAGUCUACUAUGGGAAUUGUUGCUGGAAGCAACCUCAUUUACGAUCCACAAUCGAUGGUCGGGAUGGCCGACCUCGGCUUUUUGUCUCCCGAUAACAUAUGCCGCACCUUCGAUCACCGCGCCAACGGAUACUCCCGCGGAGAAGGAGUUGCAGUCGUCGUCGUUAAGCCCUUAAGUCUCGCGCUGCAGGAUGGCGACAUUGUCAGAGCAGUCAUCCGAUCAACGGGUCUGAAUCAAGAUGGUCGAACUCCCGGCGGGAUCACGCAACCCAGCUCUGCUGCCCAAGAGCAGCUAAUUCGACAAGUCUACAAGAAUGGUGGACUAAGCAUGGCUAGGACGCGAUAUUUUGAAGCACACGGCACUGGCACUCCAUUGGGGGACUUCAUCGAGACAAGUGCAAUCAGUGCCGCUUUCCAGGAUGUCAAACGAGAUGCGCCACUCAUUGUGGGUGGAGUCAAAACAAACAUCGGUCACCUGGAAGCCACAUCAGGUUUGGCUGGGCUGAUUAAGGCUAUCUUGGUACUCGAGCGAGGUCUGAUACCUCCCAAUAUAAAUUUUCAGAGGCUCAGUCCGAAAAUCAAAGCGGACGAGUGGAAUUUACAGUUUCCCCUUACCGUAAUGCCAUGGCCUGACGCAGGAGUCCGGCGGGCUUCCGUCAACUCCUUUGGGCUUGGUGGAGCAAAUGCUCAUGCCGUCUUAGACGAUGCUUAUCAUUACAUGAAAGCUCGUAAAAUCUCUGGGCGACACACGACACGCGUUAACGGCGAGACGUGCUCACUGACGUCAGGAAGCUUAAGCCCCGAAGGACUGUUGAACAACAAUGGCAUCCGCCAGCCAAUCGUCCGUAAGAAGCCAUCGCUAUUCGUUUGGUCUGCAGCCGAUGAGCACGGCAUAAAGCGACUUGCGGAUGCCUACGGAGCUCACUUUGGAACUAUGAAAGCGGUUCAGCCCGAUGAUGCAUAUCUGGACAAUCUCGCCUACACCCUGUCGGAGAAACGGAGCCAUCUUCUGUGGAGGUCCUUUACCAUUGCCAGCUCUUUGGACGAGCUGUGCUCGAAGAUGGAGCAACUUCCGUCCCACAGCAUGAGGUCUGACCCGAGAAGAUUGGCGUUUGUUUUCACCGGUCAGGGAGCACAAUGGCACGCGAUGGGCCGCGAAUUGUUUGCUUACGAAGCGUUCCGAACCAGCAUCAAGGCUGCAGAUGAUGUGCUAUUAAAGUUGAACAGCGACUGGUCUCUAGAAGCCGAGCUUGGAAAGGACAAGGACCUUUCAAGAGUCGACGACCCUGCCGUGAGCCAGGCGUUGUGCGUGGCUUUACAGAUCGCUCUCGUUGAUCUUCUUCGGUCCUGGAUGGUCGUGCCCUCCGCGGUUGUUGGCCACUCAUCCGGGGAGAUUGCGGCCGCCUAUUGCGCGGGUGCCAUCUCUCUCGAGUCUGCGAUCAGGAUCGCCUUCUAUCGUGGUGUCAUCGUGUCCCAGCUGAGAAAGUCCCAGCCAUGGCCGUGUGGUAUGAUGGCGAUUGGCUUGCCUGCUACACGCGUUCAACAGUAUCUUGACAAGAUCUCCGAAGAUGCAUGUGAUGGGGAGAUAUCUAUCGCAUGUAUCAAUAGUCCGAACAACGUCACGGUCGCUGGCUCCAUCAAGCACAUUGAUACGCUCAAGGCUCUGCUAGACACUGAAAACAUCUUCGCAAGGAAGCUUAAUGUGGAUGUUGCGUAUCAUUCCCGAUACAUGAUGGCUGGUGCAGGCCCUUACAGGAAUCUCCUCGACAAGCUCGAGGCCGGACCUUGCGGAGGAACAUAUCCUCCCAUGGUUUCCUCGGUCACCGGUGAACUCGUUUCGAAUGCAGAGGUCCAGAAGGCGGAAUACUGGACUCAAAACCUUGUUAAUCAAAUCAACUUCUCUGGUGCAGUAUCCUACAUGACAUCACCAGCCUUUGCCCACACGCAAUGCUGGACUGAUGAGGGCCCAAACCAGAUCGACUGUUUCUUGGAGAUAGGUCCGCAUUCUGCACUGCGAAGCCCUCUGCGUGAGAUUCUCACCGAGACCCGUCCGGGCCUGCCUCUUUAUUACCAAUCAAUUCUUCGGCGAGAUCAAUCCGCACUGGACACUGCCUUGGAGGCUAUGGGAACCCUUCACUGCUUGGGCCUUUCCGUGGACAUCUCCAAAGUCAACGGUUUCGGUUCUGCGAGGGAGGUAGGGCUGCUCACAGACCUGCCACCGUAUCCAUUCAAUCAUACCAAGAAAUACUGGCAUGAAAGUAGGUUGAGCAAGAACAUACGAUUUCGCGAAUUCCCACGUCAUGAUCUGCUUGGGUCUCCGGUACCAGACUGGAACCCGCUGCAGGCGAAAUGGCGGAACUAUAUCCGACCCGGUGAAGAUCCCUGGGUCGCUGGUCACAAGGUGAAUGGUUUGGACGUCUGUCCUGCUGCUGGCAUGCUGGUAAUGGCGAUGGAAGCCCUGCGCCAAGUCUCCAAAUCUCGCGCCCGAAUUCGCGCCUACAGGUUCCGAGAGGUGGUAUUUUCCAGGGCUUUGAGUGUAUCCCCAGAAGCACAGAACCUGGAGGUUGAGGUGGAGUUCCAUCUUCGACGCCCGCAGGAUAGCUCAGGAAAACUAUCAUCUUGGAGCGAAUUUUCUCUGUACAUGCUGGACAACGAAGAUUGGGCAGAGUGUUGUCGUGGAUCUAUUUCUUCGGAAUAUCAUGAGGUGACCACAAGUGAAGCUGCAUGGGUUGACCACUCAGACAGCAGCCAUGACGAACUGAGCACCGGUGACAUUAAACGGUUUGAUACUUGUGACAGGCACUUGGACUCCAAACAACUGUAUGAGUAUCUCAGUGCCAUGGGCCUUGCGUAUGGGCCCACGUUCCGAUCCUUGCAAGAGAUUCAGCACGACAAUGCAGGGAAGACUACAGCUGUUGCGAAUCUCCAACACUGGAAACAAGAAUUGCCUGAAGCAAGUCUGGUUCCGCAUGCCAUUCACCCUGCUGCUUUGGAUGCGAUCUUUCAGCUCAUCGUCCCCGCUCUUUCUAGAGGCUGCCGAGACAAAAUUCCGACUUUGGUUCCAACGAGAUUAGACAGUCUCUGGAUUUCUGAUGCCCUGAGUUCUGCGUCCGAUCCACAAGUCCGCAUCUUCACGGAAGUGAAAUCAGAGGGUUUUCGCAAUGUAAAAGCCUCUGCGGUUGCUGUCCAUGUUGCGUCCGGGAAGCCUUGUAUUUCUGCAUCCUGGCACACCUCCGCUGUUGCAUCUCUGGAAAACAGUUCGACGAAAGGAAAUACACAUCAGCGCUUGUGCUAUCAUAUUGACACGAAGCCUGAUCUCGAUCUACUUGACAGAACGGAAGUUGAGCGAUGGUGCUCAACGGACCAAGAUUUGUACAUUCCGGAUGAUACAAUGACAAGGAAGAGGGAUGCUCUGUGCUAUCUCGCCAUGUCACGCCUCUCUGACAGUUUUUCUGGUCGAGAAUCCACCUUAGAGAAGGCAGAAUUGCGCCACUACCUAGACUGGGCCAGAAGCUGCCUGGCUGCGGCCAAGAAUGCCUCUACAGAGUCGUGGAUAGGGCGUAGGAAUCACAGUGUGUACUUCAAUACGUUGCUUGAAGAAGUUCGAGUCUCGGGCCCAGAAGGAAGACUACUCGCGCGAGUGGCAAGCAAUCUGAACCGGAUCUUUCGCGGCGAAUUGACUGCAGUGGACUUGCUUUUCAGUGACAACUCCCUUGAGGACAUGUACAGCCAAGGCCUUGGCGUACCGCAUGUUUUCCAGCAAACAGCUCGAUACAUCGAUGCACUUUCACACAAGAACCCUGCUUUGCGCGUCUUGGAGAUUGGCGCUGGCACUGGCAGUGGAACCGCCCGCAUCAUAGAUGCCCUAGCUAAUCACCCCGGACAGAAGUCGGGUGUCUUUCGCUUCGCGGAGUAUUGCUAUACAGACAUCUCACCAGGUUUCCUGCAGCGUGGCCGAGAGAAGUUUUCUACCUACGCAGAAGCAGGUCAGAUGACAUUCGCCGUUCUGGAUAUCGAGAAGGAUCCUUUGCAGCAGAACUUUGAGCCUGAAGCGUAUGAUCUGAUAGUUGCACUCAACGUCAUCCAUGCAACAACAUCUAUUCAGAACUCCUUGAAAAAUGCCCGAAAGCUACUCAGGCCUGGAGGACAUAUCAUCCUGAUCGAAAUCACCGGCGCCCAUCUUAUGCAGCUCGAGUUCGUGUUUGGGCUAUUCUCUGGCUGGUGGCUCAGCACAGAAGAGCAUCGGAAGAAAGGACCGUUGAUGUCAGAAGAAUGGUGGCAUACACAUUUGAAGGAGAGCGGCUUCUCUGGCGUUGAUGCGGCGCUUCGCAACCACCAGCAUGAACGAUGUCACGUUUAUAGCGCCAUGAUUUCCACCGCUACCGGAGAGCUCUGUGAGAAUUUGCCUUUGGAAAAUAUUGCCAUUGUCGUCGAUCAACAUUCUCACCAGCAAAUGGCACUGGCAGCAAGCUUGAAGGAACACUAUACUGGACGUGGCUGCCGGAUUGUUCCUCUAUCAGACAUAACGGCGGACAGCGUAGCUUCCACGAAUUACAUAUUUCUUCCUGAGAUCGAUGGACCCCUGCUAUACGGGAUAUCGGACAGUAACUUUUCGCUGUUGCAAAAAGUGUUCGCGUCCUGCAAGUCGUUUCUAUGGGUUUCAGAUGGCGCGGAUUCAAGUCCUUUUACCAGUUUGAUACGUGGUGUGCUGAGCGCAUAUCGUGCUGAGAACGAAAGCCUGUCAUUUGCGAUGUUCUCUCUUGCUGAUGGAUGCGUCGGACCCUCGACAGUGGCGAAUAUCGCGAAAGUCAUGGACUCCAUGCGUGAAGGACCGCCGGCGCUCGCUGAGGCCGAGUAUAUAGAACGGGAUGGGCUUAUACAUAUUAGCCGUGUGCUUGAAACCAACGCUGUCAACAAGCACAUCAUUCAAGACAGUGCCGAGUGUAAACCCGAGCCGCGCAUGUUCGGUCAAAAGCCUAUGCGUGCAUUAGAACUCGGCUUCGGACACCCUGGUCUGCUGAACACGCUUCAAUUCUCCGACGAUCUACAAGCUCAAGAUCCAUUACAGACAGAUGAGAUUGAGAUUGCUGUCAAGUACAGUGGGGUUAACUUUAGGGAUCUACUGACCGCCCUCGGGCAGCUCAACGAUACUACCCUUGGUCUUGAGGCCUCUGGUGUUGUAACAAGAGCGGGAGUGGAAUCGGGCUUUGCAGCCGGUGACCGUGUCUGCGCUCUUCUUCUAGGGUCAUUCCGAACGUACGGCCGUUGCAAUGCAAAGCUGGCUCGUCACAUCCCAGAGAACGUGGACCUCCAGUCGGCUGCAGCAUUGCCAGUUAUCUUCUGCACAGCAUACCAUGCGCUGGUAAACCUGGCUCAUCUGCGACAGGGCGAAUCGGUGCUCAUCCACUCCGGAGCCGGUGGGCUUGGGCAGGCCGCGAUCCAGCUUGCUCAACUGUUCGGUGCUGAAAUCUUCGUGACGGUCGGGACGGAAGAGAAAAGGCAGUUGUUGAUUGACUUGUACAAGAUUAACCCCAGCCAUAUCUUCUCCAGCCGAUCGGUUGCUUUUGCUCAACGCAUCAAAAAGCUCACCAACGGGCGCGGUGUGGAUGUAGUGGUAAACUCCCUUGCCGGCGAACGUCUCCGUGCUUCCUGGGAAUGCAUCGCUCCAUUUGGCCGGUUCGUUGAGACAGGGAUGAAAGACAUCAAUACGUUCGGGUCGUUGCCAAUGGCUUCAUUCGCGGAUGACACCAUGUUUGCCAGCAUGAACCUCGUGAACAUCAUGCGCAGAAAGCCAGGCAUGGCGGGCCAACUGAUGGAGUCGAUUCUGGAGCUUGCGGCGGACUCGAAGAUUUUCGCUCCCAGGCCACUCCAGGUAUAUCGACUUGGCCAGCUCGAGGAUUCCCUUCGACUCAUGCAAAGCGGGAGGAACAGUGGCAAGAUGGUGAUUGAAUUCGGCGAGGACGAUAUUGUGCCGACACUCCUAAGCUCUUUGCCGACUUACAAUUUGAAAUCCGACGUGUCAUACCUGAUAGCUGGCGGCUUAGGCGGUCUUGGACGAACUGUCGCUCGUUGGAUGGUCUCCCGAGGCGCACGGCACUUGAUACUGCUUUCGUGGACGAAAAAGGAGGAUGCGGAUACGCUCCGUUUCCUUGAUGAACUGAAGUCAGCUGGGGCAAGCGUUGCUACGCCUAUAUGCGAUAUUAGUGAUAAAGGGUCUCUCGCAGCUAUUUUAGAGGAAGUCAAUAAGACGAUGCCGCCCAUAAAGGGAUGCAUCCAAGCAGCAAUGGUCCUCAAGAACGGCAAAUUUGAUACCAUGCCAAAGGAAGACUUUGAUGCAGUGCUUAAGCCAAAGAUCGAUGGCUCAUGGAACUUGCACGCCCUUUUACCUCGCAAUCUCGACUUUUUUAUCCUCUUCUCCUCGCUCGUCGGCGUUGCGCCCUGCUUUGGACAAGCCAACUACGCCGCUGGGAAUGCAUUCCAAGACGCCCUUGCCCGCUACCGCAUCAGUUGCGGAGAGAAAGCUGUGUCGAUUGACAUUGGUAUGGUGGUCGACGCCGGCUUCGUCGCAAAGAACGUCGGGCUGGCGGAGCAGCUCGCCGCUCGGGGCGCUACGCCCGUGUAUACGGAAGACAUUCUGGGAUUGCUCGAGUACUACUGCAACGACUCGCUCCCGCUUCUCUCGCCCGAAGAGAGCCAGGUCAUCAUUGGCCUCCAGACACCGGCUGCCCUGCGCGCCCAAGGCAUCGAGGAGCCUUACUGGCUGCAGCGACCAGUCUUCAGCUACCUUACCCGCGCCAGAGGGAGUGUUCCCGCUGGCAGUAGUAGCAGUGCAGAUUCAAACGUGGCUAUCGACGCCCUGGGCACGCUUCUUCCUGUAGCCACAACGCUGGAUGCUGCCGCGGCGUUGGUGUGCGACGCGCUAGCAACGAAGCUCGCCAAGAUCCUCGUCAUGGACCGUGCGGACAUCCACGUCAACAAGCCAGCCAAUGCGCAUGGCGUUGACUCGCUCGUCGCUAUGGAACUCCGCCAGUGGUUCCGUAAGGUUGUGCGCGCGGACGUGGCGACAUUCGAGAUUCUGGGUAAUACGCCGAUGGAGACGCUGGCUACGAAAGCUGCCGCCCGGAGUGAGCUUUUGAGGGUAGCUGUAGCCGCCUAA
Messenger RNA from Rasamsonia emersonii CBS 393.64, 7854 nucleotides. Its product is annotated as Enoyl-[acyl-carrier-protein] reductase (NADH). NCBI's taxonomy places the organism in Eukaryota, Fungi, Ascomycota, Eurotiomycetes, Eurotiales, Trichocomaceae. Gene Ontology annotation, biological process: secondary metabolite biosynthetic process; fatty acid biosynthetic process. Gene Ontology annotation, molecular function: phosphopantetheine binding; 3-oxoacyl-[acyl-carrier-protein] synthase activity; fatty acid synthase activity. The transcript has 8 exons. The coding region runs from base 1 to 7854 and encodes 2617 amino acids. The record is from RefSeq and is a predicted model, not a curated record.